AAGUUAACAGAGGAUGAUCAGAAUUCGGUGUUACAAUGUCCGAUGAGCCCACCGUCGAUUUUCUGUCCCAAAAAAUUGAGGAACCUCGAGAAAUCCGGCGAAGGAGAUGCAAAUGAUUCGUCUCCAAUCAGUCGUUUACCAGACGAAAUCAUCCUCCUAAUAUUAAACAGAUUAAUCGAUUUGAAAACCCUUUGCUUUUGCUAUCUGGUUUCCAAACGUUUCUUCUCGAUUGUACUUCAAGUCGAUGCCAUUUCCUUCGCUUCUCCAGUCUUAAACCCUCACAUUUCCGAUAAAAACACCAUCCCAAGUAAGUCGUUGCUGCGCAUGAUUUCGUCGUUAUAGUGUGAGUCGUUUCUAUCUGCCUAUAGGUUUUUGAUCAAGUUUAAAGGAGUGAAGUCGUUAUGUAUCGAACUUCUAGCUCCGGGUCAUAGUGCUGUCGAUAGUCGUUUGUUCAAAUGGAAGGUUAAUUUCACGAAGAAAAUUGAAUCGUUUAUAUUUCUGUGGCCGAAUUCACUCUGAAAGAGAACUGAUGCUGUGUUUAUAUUUAUGUCAAUCGUAUGCUUUAGUACACAGAAAUACAAGAUAUAUAUACAGUAGAAUAAAAAAAGAAAACCCACAAUAUACGGAACUAUGAAACUGUAUACAGAAGACUAGGAAGACUAAUUGAAUACUUCAAACCAAUGUUGAACACGUGCAUUUUGAUAUUAGCCCCCGGCAAGCGCAAGGACGGGACGCACUUGCAGCUUGGUACGAAGAGAAAUAAUACGAUCCUUUGAUAAUGGUUUGGUGAAGAUAUCCGCUAGCUGGUCAACAGAGGAAAUGUAACAAAUUUUGAGUGUACCAUUCUCGACAUUUUCUCGGAUGAAGUGGAAGUCUAAGGCAAUAUGCUUUGAACGAGUGCUUAUGACAGGAUUUUUACUCAUGAAAAUAGCUCCGACAUUGUCACAAAGAAGCAUAGGUUGCUUUGUUAUAGGAGCAUGUAAUUCAUGGAUUAACUGUUGUAACCACAACAUUUCUGCAGUGGUAUAGGCUAAGGACCGAUAUUCGGCUUCGGUACUUGAGCGUGCCACAACCCUUUGCUUUCGAGAGGUCCAGUUAAUCAGAUUUGAACCAUGGAAAAUGGCAUAACCAUAUUGGGAGCGACUAUCUUCUUUGUUUGAUAUCCACCCGGCAUCAGAGUAUGCAAGGAGGUAAUUGGCUGUAGUUGGUUUGAACUGUAAGCAAUGAUGAGAAGUGCCUUUUAAGUAUCGAAGGAUGCGUUUGGUGGCCUGCCAAUGAUGUGUUGUUGGAGAGUGCAUAAACUGACACACCCGGUUGAUUGCAUAAGCUAUAUCGGGACGGGUAAUUGUGGCAUAUUGAAGGGACCCCAUAAUCUGGCGAAAAAAUGUUGGAUCAUGAAAUGGUUCACCAUGAUGUGUAAGCCGAGAAUUAGGAUCUGGUGUAGAGAUGGGUGUGGAAUCUUGCAUUUUGCUGCGGUGAAGUAUGUCUUCAAUGUAACGCUGUUGAGACAGAGCAAGUCCAGUAGUGGUGGCAGUGAUUUGUAAACCCGAAAAAUGAUGGAGUUUACCAAGGUCCUUUAGAGCAAAAACCUUAUUGAGCUGUUGUAUAAAUUGUUGAAUCUGAGGAGCAUUGCUACCUGUGAUUAUAACAUCAUCAACGUAGACAAGAAGGUAAAUGAUGGAAGUGGAGCGAAUGUACACAAACAAUGAAGUAUCAGCUUGACAGGCUUUGAAUCCUUGAGCAACUAGAUAUUGUUUGAGUUUGUUAAACCAAGCUCUGGGAGCUUGUUUGAGGCCGUAGAUGGCUUUAUGGAGUCGACACACAUGAUGCGGGCGAGAGGGAUCUUCAAAGCCACGGGGUUGUUUCAUGUACACAACUUCUUUAAGAUCGCCAUUGAGGAAGGCAUUGUUGAUGUCAAGUUGCCGAAUGCACCAACCAUGAGAGAGAGCAAUUGAUAGGACUAGGCGAAUUGUGGUGGGUUUAAUGACAGGGCUAAAUGUGUCAAAAUAAUCAAUAUUUGCCUCUUGACUGAAACCUUGAGCCACCAAUCGAGCUUUAUAUCGCUCAAUCUUGCCAUCAGCACUUCUUUUAAUCGUGUAUAUCCACUUACAACCAACAACAUUGACAUUAGUAGGACAAGAAACAAUAGACCAUGUGUUAUUUCUUAUGAGAGCAUCAUAUUCAUUUUGCAUUGCUUGCUGCCAGUAAGGGUGUUUAGUAGCUUGUAGAAAAGUGUGAGGUUGAAAGUCAGAUGUAGGGGAGACGGAGGUGUGAAAAACCUUUGGUUUUAGAGAGUUAGUGUGUGCGCGAGUUACCAUUGCAUGAGUAUUAUUUGUGGCAGCGCGAUAAUGGGAGGUAGAGGGCUGAUGUUGUUUGGCAUGAGAGCUUAUGGUAGAUUGUUGGUACAUAGGAGUGGUAGGUGUGGAUUGAACAUGAGUAGAUGAGGCAGAAGAAGAUGAAGAUGAGAAAGAAGGUAGAGAUUGAGGAGGAGUGAAUGGUGGUGUCGCAGAGGAGAGAGUAUUUGCCUAAGAAAGUAAGGUAGAAGUAGUAGCAGGAGGGGAGGGAGGAAUGAUUGAACUAGGGUUGGAGGAGGGUGUCAAAUAUGGAAAGACUUCUUCACUGAAUACCACAUGGCGAGAUACAUAAAUCCUAGAAGAAGGUUGAUGAAAGCAAAGAUAUCCUUUGUGUGUAGUGCUGUAGCCAAUAAAUAUACAAGGAAGAGAACGAAAAUCAAUUUUAUGAUUGUUAUAAGGUCUAAGAAAUGGAUAACAUAAGCAACCAAAAGUUUUGAGAAAGGUAUAAUCCGGAUUUUUAUUAUAGAGCAUUUGAUAGGGUGAUUUAAAGUCGAGGACAGGAGUGAUUGUGCGGUUGUGAAGGUAAGUGGCAGUCUUAAAGGCAUGCUCCCAAAAAACUUGGGGAAGCGAGGAUUGAGCUAAGAGUGUGAGACCUUUCUCAACAAUAAUGCGAUUGCGUCGUUCUACCGCACCAUUUUGUUCUUGUGUAUAAGGACACGAGACGCGGUGUUGAAUGCCAUGGGUAUGAAGAAAGGUGGAGACAUUGCGAAACUCUCCACCCCAAUCAGUUUGUAGUGCUUUAAUGUCACGGUUAAACUGCGUGUUAAUCAUUUUUUGGAAUUGAACAAAUGUAGAAAAAACUUGAGAUUUUUGUGACAGAAAAUAAAUCCAGACAAAUUUAGUGCAAUCAUCCACAAACAGCAAAAAAUAACGACUUCCAUUAAGUGAAAACAGUGGAGAGGGUCACCAAAUAUCCGAGUACACUAAAUCAAAAGGAAAUUUAGAAGUAACAUGAGUAGAGGGAAGAUGAAGUCUAUGACUUUUUCCCAGUUGGCAUGAAUCACACACAUUUGGGAACUUAUUGGAGGAAACGGGAAGGUGAAAAGAGGAGAUGAGGCGUCGCAGAAGAGGCUCAUGAGGGUGAGCAAGGCGCUGAUGCCAGCCAUGAACAGAGGUGCGGACACCAAUUAGAGCCAUCUUGGAACAUCUUUUAUUUGGAAUGGUUGGAAGCCGAUACAAGCCUUGGUUAGCAUCCCCCUGGAGCAGAGUUUUUCCCAAAAAGUUCUUAAUAAAACAGUGAGUGGGCCAUAGUUCCAUGUAAACAUGAUUGUCAGCAGUUAAUUUGGAAAUGCUCAGUAAAUUUUUGGUUAAAUUAGGAACUACUAAAACAGAUGGCAAGCGAAGAUUAUGCAAUGAACUGAAACCCACAUUUGAAAUAGACAGAUGAUUACCAUUUCCGACCUUUAUUUUGUCAUCACCAGUGUAUUCCUCAGCAAUGUGGAGCUUAUGGAUGUCAGGGGUGACAUGAUCGGUUGCUCCGGAGUCAAAAUACCAGGCUGGAUCCAUGACGGUAGAGGAAGUGGCAGCCUGAGCCACAUUGGCUUGACGAGUGGAAUCACGUGGGUUGGGUCGUCUGGAGGGAUAAUCAGUUUGAUUAUUACGCUGCCAACAGUCGAUGGCCUCAUGACCGGGUCUAGUGCAUAGUUGACAUAUGGGACGUCGUCGCCGAGAAUCAUUGCUACGAUUUAGAGAUGCAGUGUUGGAACUGCCACCAUGGGGUGAGAACCGGGUAGGAGAGUGAUGAGCAGCAAGAGCAGUGGAACCGGAGAGAGGUGAAGCAGGUGUGGUUGCUGGAGAGAGGACAGAGGCAUGAUGAUGAUGUUCCUAUUCAAUUCUUGCCUCUUCUUGAAGAAGAAACCCGGCUAGAUCAUCAACUGUAGUGACAUCUGAUUUGAGCAUGAAGGCAGUGGUAAAGGCAGCAUAAGAUGAGUCCAGACCACUGAGAAUAUGACCAAUUAGAUCAUCUUCUGGAAUUGGUUUAAGUUGAGCUAAGGAAUCUGCAAUUGACCUUUUGCGUUCAAGGUAUUCGAUCAUCGAAAGGGAGCCUUUGGUGAGCGUCUGUAAUUGUAACUUCAUCGCCAUCUGACAGGCUCGGAUUUGAGAUUGGAAGGUCUUCUCAAUCGAGGUCCAGGCCAUAUGGGAUGAGGAGGCCCGGACAACUAGGGCUAGGGCACGUUCAGAGAGGGUCGAUUUGAUCCAAAGAAGCACAAAGCGAUCUCGCUUUUUCCAGGUAAUGAAAUCGGGGUUGGGCUGAGGUAUACGUUCUGUUUUUGGAUUGUCGGCAGAGACUGUGGGCAUAUAGGUUUCCGGUGGCGGAUUCGGUUUUAGGAUGAAUGAUUCUAGGUCAAAUGUUUCUAGAGCAGAGACAAUAGUGGAGCGCCAAAGGUCAUAGUUAUCCCGAUCGAGUUUGAUGUUGAUUGGCGGGAUUUGGAGAUUUUGGGAGGAGGUUGUGGCAUGGACCAAAAGAGACUGACCUGAAUUGGCCAUGGAGGAGAAGAAAACGAUGAAUUAGAAAAAAUAGCCAAGGCUCUGAUACCAUAAAGAGAACUGAUGUUGUGUUUAUAUUUAUCUCAAUCGUAUGCUUUAGUACACAGAAAUACAAGAUAUAUAUACAGUAGAAUAGAAAGAGAAAACCCACAAUAUACGGAACUAUGAAACUGUAUACAGAAGACUAGGAAGACUAAUUGAAUACUUCAAACCAAUGUUGAACACGUGCAUUUUGAUAUUAGUGAUAAGGAUGGAUUUUGUGUUAAUGGAAAUGGGGAUGAAGAAGGAAGCCUGGAAUUAAACAGUGAUUUGUUGAAGAACAAACAUAUCAUUUCGUUUCAGUGUCUGCAGGAUAUCACGGCAUGGCAUGUGAUGUUGUUGUACCUGGUUAAUGAUCUACCCAUGUUGGAAGAGGUAUCCAUUAGCGAUUCAGGGAGAAGAGGGAGGCUUUCUCUGAGUGGGAAAAAACUCAGCGAGGUUAAGGAAUGGGUGCAUUCAGCUUCGGAAACUGUGCUGAAUCGUGUAAAUGUUCCUACUAUAUUGCGUAACUGUUAUAUUCCAGUUUUUAAAUUGCCAGUUUCAGGGUAUGUGAUGAAGGGGAUAUAUUUUUGUGUAAUGGAAAUGAAAGAUAUGGAGGGUGGAAAUGAGUUUCUUAUGAGCAGUGAAUAUGGUGGUUUUGAAGAUAAAGAAGAGUCUGCAUAUACUGAAGCUAUCGUGGAGAUUUUGAAGAAGUAUAAAGGCAUGAUGCUUACUCAGAACCUGUGGUGGAACCUUGAUGAGGAAGCUGGGCAACAUGCUAGGUUACAGUUUCGAAUUUCAGAGCCAUAAAUACUUUUGGAUGCACAUAACUUGCUUGUUGGUUGUUUAAUCGAAAGUCAUGAAGUCUUGGUGCUUUGUUAUAAAUGUAGGUUUAAAAAUUGUUGAUUUUGGUUAACUAAUAUGCAUUUGAAAGUUGUUUUUGUUAGAAGGGUAAAAUAGUAAUUUUUAUCAUUCAGUACCAGCUACACAAGCAACAGUCGUUAAUUCGUUAAUAA
Molecule: messenger RNA, 5875 nt
Organism: Lactuca sativa (garden lettuce)
Lineage: Eukaryota; Viridiplantae; Streptophyta; Magnoliopsida; Asterales; Asteraceae
Source: RefSeq, a predicted model, not a curated record